AUGAAUUUUGAAUUUGAGAGGGAGAUUGGGUUUAUAAACAGCCAGCCAACGCUUGCAGAGUGUCUGACUUCCUUCCCCGCUGUCUUGGAGACAUUUCAAACUUCAUCAAUCAAGGAGUCGACAUUAAUUCCUCCUCCUCCUCCUUUCCAGCAAACCUUCCCCAGCCUCCAGCCCAGCGCCUCCACCCUUCAGAGACCCGGGAGCCAAAAGCCAGCCGAAGAUGGGCCCGCUCUGCCGCCGCCGCCGCCGCCGCCGCCGCUCCCCGCCGCCCCCCUGGCCCCCGAGUUCCCCUGGAUGAAGGAGAAGAAAUCCGCCAAGAAACCCAGCCAAUCCGCCGCGUCUCCGCCGACAGCCUCCUCGGUUCCGGCCUCCGGGGUCGGAUCGCCCGCAGAUGGCCCGGCGCUGGCGGAGGCGGCGGGCGGCGGGGCGCGCCGGCUGCGCACGGCGUACACCAACACGCAGCUGCUGGAACUGGAGAAGGAGUUCCACUUCAACAAGUACCUGUGUCGGCCGCGCCGCGUCGAGAUCGCGGCCCUGCUGGACCUCACCGAGAGGCAGGUCAAAGUCUGGUUCCAGAACCGGCGCAUGAAGCACAAGCGCCAGACGCAGCACCGCGAGCUGCCCGACGGAGAGCCCGCGUGCGCCGGCGUCCUGGAGGACAGCGGCGAGCCCGCCCCGGAGCCGGUGGGCAGCCCCGGCCGGCCCUCCCCGUCGCGCGCGCCGCGGGAAGCCUGCUCUCUGGCGGCCCAGGUGGCACCCGGGGCCCGGCCUUCGGCCGCGUGCGUGGAGGCUGCGGGCGCGCCGAGCCCGGGCUGCGCCCCGCGCGGGGCGGGCGGGCUGGAGCCUGAGCCGGUGCAGGAAGACGCCUUCCCUGAGCGGCACGAUUCCCCGUUCCUGCCCGACCUCAACUUCUUCGCGGCCGACUCCUGCCUCCAGCUGUCCGGGGGCCUCUCCCCCAGCCUUCAGGGCUCGCUCGACAGCCCGGUUCCCUUCUCGGAGGAAGAGCUGGACUUCUUCACCAGCACCCUCUGUGCCAUCGACCUGCAGUUCCCCUAACCCGUUUUC
Messenger RNA from Sorex araneus (European shrew), 1065 nucleotides. RefSeq names its product homeobox B2 (gene HOXB2). The transcript is spliced from 2 exons. The record is from RefSeq and is a predicted model, not a curated record. Gene Ontology annotation, biological process: regulation of DNA-templated transcription. NCBI's taxonomy places the organism in Eukaryota, Metazoa, Chordata, Mammalia, Eulipotyphla, Soricidae. Bases 1 to 1056 code for a protein of 351 amino acids. Gene Ontology annotation, molecular function: DNA binding; DNA-binding transcription factor activity, RNA polymerase II-specific.